GCAAUUACUAGUCGAGUUAUUUGUGCAGCCGUAUAUUUUUAAUAAUCGAUAUAAAAAGAAAUAUAUACAGACUCUCAAUUUUAGCAGAAGGGCACCGACGUAUAGUCGAAUUUCCGUAUUCUAAACUCCACGAGCUAAGCUCUAUUCUUGGCACUUCUCCUCGGCUAUCAAUCUCUCAUUCCGCUGACAAAUGCGCAAAAUGAAAAUAUCAUUACGCUAGUUGCACUAUUGAUAGAUAAAGUUGUGAAUAAUGCAUGCUUAUCGUCUGGUCCUUCAUUGGCUUUCUCACUCUACGUACGGCGAUGUGGUAAAUGUGAAGGGUAAGGGAGCGGCGCAAGGAAAAGAUACGGAGGUUGAUAUAAAAGUGCUAAGAAUAGGGAUGUUAAGAGUACAGAGGGUUCGACUAUAUCUUCACUUCUCAGCGAUUUAAUGCACUUUAUCAGACCUGAUAUUACUUGGAUCGAUUUAGUUAACUUACUCGCCUGAAGCUCGCACGUUCUCACGCAUCGCUCCUUUACAUAUUAAAUCGACUUGUGUUUGUCUAAAGUUUCUAUCUCCCGUGAUUUUCUCGGACGAAUUGUAUAAUCUAAAUAGCGUAACAAAAAAAUUUUUUUUUUUUUCUGUUACGCGGUUGCAUUAUUAAAUCUGUUUCACUUUUCAUUUUUAUUACUCUCUCUCUCUUCUCUUUCAGAGCGCGGUUAAGAUUAUCAUCUUUAUUACUUUUCUCACACAGUACAAUUACGUUCUGCUAUUGUGCACGCUUGUAAGUUAUUAAAUCCGUUCCAUUCCUAUUUUCAUCUUUAUUACUUCUCUCUCACGCGCGGUACGGUUGAAGAAAAUUAGAUUAGGAUGCUCCCAUAAACACGGCAUCUUGUGGUCUGCUGAUAUCGAUGUAGUUUAACACAUUUUGCUUUGAAGUGUCAGUUCAACUUAUAUGUGAGUAAAUAGUUCGCGUUUAAAUUUUUAUAGAUACUUUGCACGAAAAUAUCUCGCAUUAAAUAGUUCAGUUUUAUAAUAGAAGAAUAGAGGGAGACAGAUAAUGUUCGUAACAAUGUCUAUUUUUAUAAAUGAAGAAGAAAAAAAUUUAAUCUUUUUAUAUUUUAAACUUGUAUCAAUAUGUGAUUUCUAAUAUUUCUCUCAUAUUUUCCCGUAUGAUUUUUAGCGUAUGUCUCAGUUUUGAAAAACAAUUUUUCAGAUUUCAAUAUCCAUGUCCUUUUAAAAAGAUCGUUUGUUAGAAGAAAACAAAACCGUAAUACAAUCUAAUGGAGUAUUGUAAUACAAUCUCUAGUAAACAUAUCUCUCUUUGACAAGGUGCAAUGGCUGACGACCGAAAUAACCACCGGGGCUUCGUCACACGGCAGUCACACGUGGUCGGGCACUCUUCCCCGCCGCCGCCGCCUGCACCCGCGUCGGGUCCUGGUCCAGGAGGCCCGGUGUCACCCCGAUCCGUUCAGAAGGAGAAUUCUCCGCCCCGUGGUCCACGAACCCUCCUGCUCAGGCGCAGCGAGAAUGGAUACGGAUUCACGCUCCGGCACUUCAUCGUCUAUCCGCCCGAGUCCUGCUGCAUGCUGCCGGGACACGAGCGGACCAGAAUCGACGAGCCUAUGGACACGAUCUUCGUGAAGCAAGUGCGGCCGAAUUCGCCGGCGGCCGAGGCGGGAUUGCGCACCGGCGACCGCGUCGUCUCCGUAGACGGGACGCCUACACGAGGCGAGCAAUACGCUAGCGUGGUGCAACGCAUUCAGCAAGCGGGACCGUGGCUGCGCCUCCUCGUGGUCUCCAAGGAGGACGACAUUCUGCAGAGGUAUUUUGGCGAAACGGCGCACAAUCCCGAGACGAAUCAACGACCGCGGCUGCGUUCCCCGGAGAGGCUAUCGCAGAAGCAACGCAGAUCGAUCAGCAGCAUGAUUCCGGGCUCGUCGCCGAGAACGCGGCAAUCCUGGGUCUGUUCUCUCGGAUCAUCGUCCGAGAAUUCGAAUCAUCUCGAGGAUGCAGUGUGCAGGAACCAGCAGACCGUGUACGCGGACGGCAGGAUGCCGACAACAAUAUCUCAGAUUCAACCGAUCGCAGAAUCUCAGAUGACGAGCGUGUUGCAGCAGCAGCAACGGAGGGGCGUGCCGGAUGCAUUGUACGAUUCUUCGGAGGACUCCAGAAUCUCGGGGAGAAAGCUACAGUCGCUGCAUGAGGAUAACUCGCAAUCGAGCGGCCGUUCGUCUCAAGAUUCGAGGUACGAUCUGUACGACAGAACGCGAUCCGAGUCGAUGUACUCACGGCCGAGCAACGAGCAGCUUUAUGACAGGAUUAACGAUCCAAUUUAUGAGCGUGUACGCGUCAGCGAGCACUAUCCGCAGCAUUACUACCAGCAGCCGUCCCUGCUGCGUUAUCCAAUGUCGCAGGCAGAGCCGCAAGUCCCAAUCUACCGGCCGGUCAAGCGGAUGGUGGCACGACGCGCCAGUGAAGGCAGCGGAACCACCAAUGAUUCCGAAACGGCGAGCUACGGCAGCAUCGAUGCGUUAAGAUCGAACGAAUCCAGCAGAUUGAGCAUCGAGUCGAGACGGGACUCCUCACCCGUUGCCAGCAAAGACAGCAGCACGUCCCCUUACGAUUCUAAUUCGACUCUGACUGGGAACGAGUGCUCCGAUGAUUCUGUCAUUAUGAAUAGAUUACGCAAGAGCUUCGAGCAGAAGGCAGAAUUUCUGCGGCGGCCGAGUCACCCGAUCGGCUGGUCCUCUGAGCCGCUGCCGUCGCUGCAGAACUUUAACCAAGCCGCGGUGAUCCAGAGAGAAUUCUACGCGAGGCCGCAGAAACUGCAGAGACCAAUCUGGCCGCCCGGUCAGAACGAACAAAGACAGCAGUCCCCCACGAGAAGAGCUUCUCUAGAGAGGAAUGUCGCUGCCAAGCCCACGAGUUUGAUGAACAAGCCGUCGAAUCAGAGCGUGCAGAGGAUAAAGGACGUAGACUCCAACUCCGAGUACUCCAAGUCACGGAAUGAUCAACAGUUCGGGGACAAUCAAUCCGUCGCCGAAGAUCACUCUUACUCGUCAUCGUCUUUCUACGACAACGAGCUCACUAUGAAGGAGCAGCAAUAUCGAGGCACGGGCAAGGGUAAUUUUGUAAGUAUCCUAUCCAGGAUACACGAGAACAUUAGUACGAAUCAGCAGCAAACACCGCAAGAGACGAGGAACGGUUCUUCCUCGCUGCCGUCUUCACCGGGACCGGACAAGAAAGCCGGCAGUGACACCAAGUUUCCGGUACCGCCGCAAGGCUUGCAGAUCGUAUCGAAACGCGCCAAGCAAUUCGAGUCCGGUCGUUUGCUGAGUGAUGAGGACGAGCCCGCUGGCGAUCGGACGAAUCUUUACAAGAGCGAGUUGUCCCGAUUGUCCAACAAGAAAAGUGUACCGAAUGUGGCUGUGCGGAAACGUGAGUUCGAGUCCAAAGCCGAGAGUCAGGAAACAAGGAGAAUACCGGCCAGAGAAACCAAGUCUCUCGACACUGGUCCAGUAUUGACAGGCAACAGAAUAAUUCCUAUAGGCAGCAUACAUAUCCAUUGCGAGCCACCGGCCGACUAUAGAGAGAGUAAAGACAUGCCUACCAUGGAGGCAGAAUCAGUGCGUUUGAGGGCACGCAGCAACAGCGCAGAGUCCUGGGAAGCUGCGAACGGUCCGGCGGCGCGAAGCAGCUGCGCCAGGCACACAUGGCAGACUACCGAUGAGGAAGGUAGCACCGAGGACGACGGUAAAGCCGCCUAUCGCACGCAGGAUAGUUAUUUGCAAUCGGCCAAACUGCUGCAAGUCGCGCCGGUCAAUGGUUCUUCGCCCAACGGCUCGACCAAUAACGCUGUAGUGCUCAGGCGACAGAAGAAUGCACAGAUCACUGACGAGGAUCGUGCCACCAGACGGGUCUCAUAUCUGAAGGCGACGUGGGGCGAACGAAUGCACGUUGACAGCGAUUUGGAGCUUAGCGAUUCGGAACCUGUUCACAUUCACAGAAGCGUGCAUAGACGAUGGCGGCCGCCGUUAUUUCCGAGCGACAUUACGCCUCUGCGACGCAUCUUUGAGGAUAUGACGCAGGCCGCGUCCUUACAUCGAUAUUCUCAUCAUCGUAACAGUAUCGUUGUACCGCAUAAUACAUCAAACAGCUGCGACGCAAAGGAUGCCGAACCGGUGGAACGGGAGGGAACCCUUCAUGUGAAGUUUACAGUGCUCGAUGGCAAGCGAUCUACCGAUCGUUCCUGGAAGCAGGUCUGGGGUGUCCUCCGUGGUCCUAUAAUAUAUUUUUACAAGGAUCGUCAUAGUCAGAGUCCUUCGUUGAGCACCGAGAACGAGGGAAAUGCGGGACAGAGCGUCGAUGUUAGAUGUUCCGUCGUCGACGUUGCCGAGGACUACACGAAACGGAAACACGUGUUGCGAGUGGCGAACCCUACGGCGGAAGUACUUUUGCAGACUGAGGACGCGGCAUCUAUGGCGCUCUGGUUAAGGUCACUUCAUUCUCACGCCGCCGCGGAAAGAUCAUCGGACAUCGUAUCCUGCACGUCAAAGCAACAGGCCGUACCGCAAACUCCGACAACUCCAAGCGGUAGUGUUUCUCCGAGCAACGGCCAAAGAUUGAGCCCUCUGCCUAGCCACAAGGGCAUCAAGAAGCUAACGUCGUUCAGGAACCGAUCGCCGACGGGACAAUCGCCUGUGAACAAAACCCGCAAGCCGAGUAAUCAGAUGCUGGAACCUUUACCGUCACCCAAGUCGAAAACUUGGAAGGGGAGGAUGGCAAAACAGUUCAGAAGAAUGCACGGUCAAACCGGCGGCACACCUUCUUCACCUACGGCGCAAAUGCCGCCUGAAGGGGCCACCUUCAAAGUACCCCUCGAACUCUGUCCGCCAUCGUCGUUUUCCGAAUACGUACCGCUGAUUGUCGAGAUGUGCACGAGUAUCGUCGAGGCGAGAGGUCUCGAGGUCGUGGGCAUCUACAGAGUGCCCGGAAACACGGCCGCGAUCUCCCAGCUCACGGAUAGCGUCAACAAAGGAUUCGAGAACAUCAACUUCCAGGAUCCAAGAUGGAGCGACGUCAACGUAAUAUCAUCGUUGCUGAAGUCGUUUUUCCGUCAACUGCCCGAUUCCCUGCUUACGGCAGAGCUAUAUCCUAUGUUCAUCGAUGCCGAUAAGAUAGAAGAUCCGCAGAGGCGAAUGACCACGAUACGAAAACUACUGCGGGAUCUUCCGGAGCAUCAUUUUGAAACGCUAAAGUAUCUCAUGCAACAUCUGAAGAAAAUAGUUGAUCAUAGCGAGAUCAAUAAAAUGGAGGCCAAGAAUUUAGCCAUCGUUUUCGGGCCAACGUUGGUACGAGCGAGCGGUUCCAGGGACAAUAUGGUCACCAUGGUUACCGAUAUGUCACAUCAAUGUAGAAUAGUAGAGAGUUUGUUGAAUAAUGUUGAUUGGUUCUUCUCGGAGGACGAUCUUGACGACUUGAGCAGAUUGAGCGUAAAUUUAAGUCUUCCAACGGAUAGUUGCGAAGUCGAACCGAUGUCCAAUCAUAAUCUUCUAUUAAAUAAUAUUCAGAAAGUCGAAGGCAUACGUGACAUGGCAUCCGCUAGGGACAUCGUAUCAUCAAUUAUAUCUGCAGCGAAUAAAAAGAUCCAAAGAAGACGCAAGAAUCAAGACGAAAUCGAUAACGGUGAACACGAGGGCGAUAAGGCCAAAUCGAAGCAAGAAUCGGAGAGUUCGCCGACGAUUCGGCAGAGCAUGGCCUUGAACGAGCGACAGUGUUCCGUCAGCGAAAUCGUACAGAUGCACGAGAACAAGAAUCAUUCUACCGAUCGUUCCGAUCGGUCCCUGUCGGUUGAUUCUAAUAAUAUCGGCGGUUCGUCGAAUAACGGAGCGUCUCCAUCGAAUCGUUCCAAGUACUCGAUUCAAUCUGCACCGCCAUCUGUGGACUCUUCGAGAUUGCCGAGCGAGACCGGUCCAAGUUCGGCGGAAACGGGCUCCAUCGCAUCCGGCGAAUCUAACCAGACGAGACAGAGCAACGACGAAAUAGCGAUCCUGACAUACACCGGUUUAAGCGCGACCACGCAGGAAAGAGUGCGAAGAUUCGAGGAAGAGACGAAGGCAAUGCUGCAAAGGGAUCAACAUCGACAGCGACUCGAAGCAGAGAAGCGAGAAGAGGAGAAACGAAGGAUUGAGAUAGAAUGGCAGUUGGCGAAACGAGAGAUGGAGAACGACGAUCUGCUCGACAGUAUAGUCGAUACGACAGUAUCACCGAGUCUGUUGUCGGAACGUCUGUCUAGUUUGAACGAGAGACUCGCCGAUGAAUCGUUGCUGGACCUGUCAGAGAGGUCGCAAGUCAGAUCGCGGUCGACCACGAGGCCACCGCUGUCGAUAACCAUACAACAGCAAUCACACCAGACACACCAGAAAGCGCAAGCAACCAAUCAACUGACUACCGUGUUGGGGGAGAAGAUAAAUAACGGCGUCAUUAAGAAGUUCAAGACGGACAAAGACCCGUCAACAGAGUCGAUCUGUCUACCGCCAGUUCGAUACGGCAGUCUGGAUUCCUUGCACGAGGUUCACAAUCUUUCGCAAUCCUCUCCGUCACCGUCGCAGCAACAGCGAGGUGUUCCCGGCGAUGGCUCGGACGAUGGUCCCGGUAGUCCCGCCGCCCCGAAGACACCGACCCAGUCGCCAAUGUCAAUGCCAGUGCCGGUCGCAGCGGUCCCGAUGCCGAUGUCCAUGCCCGUGUCAGUGCCAACAGCAGCAACAACAGCAGCAGCAGCAGCCGCCGCCGCACCGCUGGCAACUGCUGUCGCGUCUACAGCAACAGCUGCCUCAUCAUCAUCGCAAUCGUGCGCAGGAGACGACGCGCGAUCGUCAGACGAACCAGCCACCGCCAAGACUCUAAACCGAUUCCUCCGAGGUAGCGACCUUCUAACCAGCCUCACGACCACGUUCGAUCGCAAAUGGAGGUCCCUCGUCAAUCAAUCGUCGACUCAAGCGCAGCCUCCUCCGGAAUCCGCGCCCCGUAAUAAGAAUGGCACCUCCGCGGAACGGGAGCAAAAAUCGAGCGUGUCUGUGAAAUUCCGAUAUCCAUCUACGGAAACCUAUCGUGAUCCCAGCCUUCAUAAAUCGCUCGACAAAUAUCACAUCUCCCGCCCAAAGGACGACACUCCCGAGAAGGAUACCGAUUCUACGGUGAUUGACGACAUACCACAUUCUUUGGAGUCAAUCACACCGAAUAACGACCGCGGCGCGAACGAUAAGCAGAGGCCGGACCCGAAUCACGCCACGGAGAAGAUGGUGACGGAGAAAACUCCGGAUUCGAGCGAGAAGGACGAGGAUGAUCGGAGGGAUGCCGACGAGGAGGGAGAUUAUCCGUGCGCGGGAAAUCCAAGACGUUACGAAUCGACGAGCGAGAAGAAUCCUCAUGAAAGUAGUAGAUGCUCGGAGAACAACGAUGUCGAUGCAAAAUUGGACGCCAAGAGUCACCAUUACGAGACGACUGGAGAUUCCAGUUAUUCCAAUAAGCUGAAAAAAUUUGAAAGCCUGACGAGCUCCGAGGUGAGAUCCCGCCUGAAACGAUCGGAAUCAUUGAACAAGAGAACGUCCGAGAACACUUGCUCCCGAUUAAAAAGAUCGGAGAGUCUGAAUAAACAUUCGACUGAGAGACCGUCGCUGCUUAAACGAUCCGAGAGUCUCAACAAACACUCCGGUGACAGAUCGGAGUCGCCGGGCAGCAGGCUGAAACGCUCCGAAUCGCUGACCAAGACCGAGAAGACCGAAUGCAAUAUUAGCAAACGGCGCCAAUCGGUGCGAAAGGAGAGCGCCACGAAGCUGAAACGGAAGAACGGAAUGUCAGAACGGUCGAUCAAACGGAGACACACGGUCGGCGGUACCAAGGACUUUGACAAAGUGCACUGGCUCGAUAAUAAACUGCAGUCUGAGGCCGAGAGGAUCAUUAGAAGCGACUACAGACCGAAGAAGAGCCAGCUCAGAACCAGCUCGCCCGAUCUGAGCGCCCAUCGCGUUGGCAUGGCCGACACGAGUUUCUUGAUCGAGGUCAGUUUUCGCGGGCCCAGCAACGUUGUCUUCAACGUGACUAACGCUGCGCGGCCGCAGUCGUUGCCGGAUGCGAAUAUCGCGUCUAAGGUCUUCAAGGUGCCCCUCGAGAGCCACGUAUAAUAUAUGCUCGAAUAAAUUACUCGAUAUUUUUUAUUCACCUCUGAAUAAUACACGCAACGCUGUUGCUGUACCUGCCGUCAUUUUUAAUAUCUGUACCAGUUUAUAUUAUAUCCCUGAAUCAUAUCAAGUUUAUACAUCUCAUAUUAUAAAAAUAUCUGGAUAAUGAUAAUUUAAAUUCUCGUUUGCCGAAAUGAUUCAUCGAUUGUCACUCGCCAACGUGCCAAAGAGCCAUCACUCUAUGAAUCGUUAUCGACAAUUCGUUUCACAAUUAAAAUGAAUUGAAUAUGAAAGGAAACUAGGCACUUCGUCUUCUAAACAGCGAUGUUUUGACCAUCGAGUUAGAUUAAUGUACAAUGCGAGAAUCGUUGCAACGAUCGCGUAUUAGACUUUAUUUUAGAGAAAAAGACACUUUGCCGAUCUAACGGAAAUAGUAAGCGCCAGGUCGCGUUGGAGAAACGUAAGAAAGUUAUUUUAACGGUUUUAAUUGCAUGUGGCAUUUGUAUCGUGUCAAUUAUAUACGUAUUAUCAUACUUGUGAUUUGUGAUUGUGACAUCUUUUGUACAUAAGAUAUAUGUAUAAUGCGGAAUAUAUUAUAUAUAGGAUUCGCGAUUGAAUAUUAAAUAUCCAUGUAACUAUAUAUAUAUAUAUAUAUAUAUUGUCUGUCUUUAAAUUUAUAUUUUAAUAAUCACUUUACAUCUCUCUCUCUCGUCGCGUGGAUAUUCUUUACACGCGUGCGAUACUGCUCGAUCCUCGUGCG
Molecule: messenger RNA, 8922 nt
Organism: Formica exsecta
Lineage: Eukaryota; Metazoa; Arthropoda; Insecta; Hymenoptera; Formicidae
Gene: RhoGAP19D
Product: rho GTPase-activating protein 23-like
Exons: 22
Coding region: 1317-8165 (2282 amino acids)
Biological process (GO): signal transduction
Molecular function (GO): phospholipid binding; protein binding
Source: RefSeq, a predicted model, not a curated record